Molecule: messenger RNA, 871 nt
Organism: Rhinolophus ferrumequinum (greater horseshoe bat)
Lineage: Eukaryota; Metazoa; Chordata; Mammalia; Chiroptera; Rhinolophidae
Gene: TAGLN2
Product: transgelin 2
Exons: 5
Coding region: 180-779 (199 amino acids)
Molecular function (GO): protein binding
Source: RefSeq, a predicted model, not a curated record
UUGCGCUACGGCUCCUUUAAACCCUUCCGGCUCUCGCCCCGCCCCUGGCCCGCCUGGUCCCAGGCAGGAGCCGCUGAAAAUCCCCGCGCGGGGCCGGAGCGCACCACUCGCCCUGCAACCCCGCCUCGAGUACUGCGCUCUCUGCCCCACGUUCCCCACAGCAGCUACCACCCAUCAGAAUGGCCAACAGGGGACCUGCCUAUGGCCUGAGCCGGGAGGUGCAGCAGAAGAUUGAGAAACAGUACGAUGCGGACCUAGAACAAAUCCUGAUCCAGUGGAUCACUGCCCAGUGCCGCAGGGAUGUGGGCCGGCCCCAGCCGGGGCGUGAGAACUUCCAGAACUGGCUCAAGGAUGGCACGGUGCUGUGUGAGCUCAUUAAUGGACUGUACCCUGAGGGGCAGGGCCCAGUGAAGAAGAUCCAGGCCUCCACCAUGGCCUUCAAGCAGAUGGAACAGAUUUCUCAGUUCCUACAAGCAGCUGAGCGCUAUGGCAUCAACACCACUGACAUCUUCCAGACUGUGGACCUCUGGGAAGGAAAGAACAUGGCCUGUGUGCAGCGGACACUGAUGAACCUGGGUGGGCUGGCAGUAGCCCGGGAUGAUGGGCUUUUCUCUGGGGAUCCCAACUGGUUUCCUAAGAAGUCCAGGGAGAACCCUCGGAACUUUUCGGACAACCAGCUGCAAGAGGGCAAGAACGUGAUUGGGUUGCAGAUGGGCACCAACCGCGGGGCAUCUCAGGCAGGCAUGACAGGCUAUGGGAUGCCACGCCAGAUCCUCUGAUGUGCCUCAGCCCUGCCCCUACCCUCCCAUGGAUGAUUUUAUAUAUAUAUAUAUACACACACAUAUAUAUUACAUAUAUAUAUGUGUGUGUG